AUGGGCUCGCGCAAAGAAUACUACUCCAUCAAUACCAUUAACGCUCAAUUCAUCAUUAGUUAUAAUACAGAUCACCUGUCUAUCGCUACCGAUCAACAACCAACGAUGGGGCACUUCGACGUUCUCUCGAAGCUUGCAUUUCACCUCAAAUCAGUAUUGAUCAAGUCGCAGUCGAUGGUCGAUGGCGACCUCGAUCAGGAGCUAUAUCUCAGCGUGCCAACCCGCAACCUGAAAGACGCAGGGUUGUCUCAGCACCUCAUCUUACGCGACGGCCGCUUCCUUAGGAUGAAAUGCGUCACUGAUGUCACUGCGCCAGACGAGCGUCAAGCGAAAUGCGAGAGGACUGGAUGCGAUGAGAUAUGGGAUCCAGAGCUAUGGAGGCAGCUUGAGUCUAAUUGGGGCAUCCAUUGGAAAUGUGAGGAGUUGCAUCAAUCUCAUCAACAAAAAGAUGGAAGCCGGUGGAGUCCAUUCUUGGCCAUGAUGUUGACAUGCCGGGAGCUAUAUAUCGAAGCCCGCGCCUCUAUCUACAGCAGCGUCACGUUUUGUACACGCGACCUUGACACCAUCCACUCACUAGCAGUUUCCUGUCCAAAUCCCAUCUUCAACAAUAUUCAACACUUACAGGUUACGGUCCGCCUUCGUCUGCCGGGCUUUGAUGGACCUAAUUAUGCAAAGAAAUCAGUUAUGCUUCCGUGGCAUCGGUGCUGCAAGGCUCUAGAGCGUGCAGAGAACCUCGAAUCAGUAUAUCUAUGGCUCGACGCUAAACCACGAUCUCGCUUGUACAUGUACAAGGCAUCUGAAAAGAAUAUUAGAUGUUACGAUUUUGGUAGGAAGCUGGCUGCGAAAUUGACAGUCAAUGCGCCCUUCAAUCCAAAUAGACCUGAGGGGUGGGACACAGUUGCACAGUUGAAACCCCGGUUCACUAUCCAUGCUCGCGGAUGGGCAGAGUACAGAGCAAGCCAUGAUGCCUCUAUAGGCGUAGUUGGGAAUUUGGAAGGAAGUAGUUAA
Messenger RNA from Fusarium pseudograminearum CS3096, 1008 nucleotides. RefSeq lists its product as uncharacterized. The coding region runs from base 1 to 1008 and encodes 335 amino acids. Lineage: Eukaryota; Fungi; Ascomycota; Sordariomycetes; Hypocreales; Nectriaceae. The transcript has 6 exons. The record is from RefSeq and is a predicted model, not a curated record.